Molecule: messenger RNA, 3340 nt
Organism: Epinephelus fuscoguttatus (brown-marbled grouper)
Lineage: Eukaryota; Metazoa; Chordata; Actinopteri; Perciformes; Serranidae
Gene: atf2
Product: activating transcription factor 2
Exons: 12
Coding region: 243-1793 (516 amino acids)
Biological process (GO): regulation of transcription by RNA polymerase II
Molecular function (GO): DNA-binding transcription factor activity, RNA polymerase II-specific; cAMP response element binding
Source: RefSeq, a predicted model, not a curated record
ACUUAAACUGGUAGCGUAUGGGUACAAAGCUGUAAUAAAAAGCAUAAUUUCUGGCACCGUUAGGGACAUGUGCUCCGGUACAAUGAAACGACCUCGAAACAAACGCUGACACAUCCUCUGUUUACAGAGAUAUUUAGGUCCAAAUAUGGCGACGGUUGAUGUUAACGCAGGGCUCGGGCUAUUCCAUGGAAGCGACUGGAGCAGCUAAUCGCACUCUGGAGGCUUAACAGGAAUCCCUUAAUAUGAGUGAUGAUAAACCUUUCCAAUGUACUGCUCCAGGGUGUGGACAGAGAUUUACAAAUGAGGAUCACUUGGCUGUCCACAAACACAAACAUGAGAUGACCCUGAAGUUUGGCCCAGCAAGGAAUGACAGUGUCAUCAUUGCUGACCAAACACCUACACCCACACGCUUUUUGAAGAACUGUGAGGAGGUUGGACUCUUCAAUGAGCUUGCAAGUCCAUUCGACCAUGACUUCAAAAAAGCGACUGAAGAUGACAUUAAAAAGUUACCAUUGGAUUUGUCACCGCUUGCAACGCCUAUCAUACGCAACAAAACUGAGGAGCCCACAUCUCUGGAGGCACAUCGAGAUAGCCCUCUGCCUCACCCUGAAUCCACUACAAAUGAUGACAAGGAUUUAUCUUUGCAGCCAGCCUCACUGCCAACAUCCACUAUAGUCCAUCCUGCAUCCCUCCAAGUUCCCAAUGUACUUCUAGCAACCUCAGAGGCUAAUGUUGUAAUACAGCAAGCGCUCCCAUCACCAACAUCUAGCUCUGUUAUUACGCAAGUCCCAUCCACUAAUAGGCCUAUAGUCCCAGUGUCUGGCACCUUCCCGGUGCUCUUACAGCUGCCUAACGGUCAGACCAUGCCAGUUGCUAUACCCGCGUCUAUUACAAGCUCAAGUGUACAUAUCCCAACUACAAUCCCUCUUGUCAGACCUGUCACCGUAGUGCCUAACGUCCCCGGGAUCCCAGGACCUCCCUCGCCACAGCCACAGCCCGCCCAAUCAGAAGCAAAGCUGAAACUGAAAGCCACGUUAAGCCAGCAGCUUCCUCAGGUAACCAACGGAGAUGGUGGUGAAGUCCAGAGCAGCGCCGUAACCCACACUGCUGCUCCUACUUCUCCUGCUCCCACCCCAGCCCCAGCUCCAGCCCCAGCCCCAGCUCCAGCCCCGAUUGCGGUCCUAACUCCCACUCCGGCUCCUCACCUGCCCACAACUGAGGAACCUUCUCCCCAUUCCCUUCAGCAGCCGGCUACAUCUACCACAGAGACACCUGCUUCCCCAGCGGCCCCUGCGCCAAACCCUCCAAGCACAGGGGGUCGGCGGCGCAGAACCACAAGUGAAGACCCCGACGAGAAGCGGCGCAAGUUCCUGGAGCGUAACAGGGCCGCAGCUUCUCGCUGUAGGCAGAAGAGGAAAGUGUGGGUCCAGUCUCUGGAGAAGAAGGCUGAGGAUCUGAACUCUGUGAACGGACAACUACAGAGUGAAGUCACCCUGCUGAGAAACGAAGUGGCUCAGCUGAAGCAGCUUCUUCUGGCUCAUAAAGAUUGCCCUGUAACCGCCAUGCAGAAGAAAUCUGGCUAUCACAUCUCUGACAAAGAUGAGAGCUGCGAGGAAAUGUCCGUCCCCGGCAGCCCCCAGAACGAGGCCAUCCAGCACAGCUCCGUCAGCACCUCCAACGGGGUCAGCUCCUCCUCCAUGACCCCGGCCGUCUCCGCCCCAUCCAACGCCGCCACCACCACCACGUCAAACCAGAGCACAGAGGAGAGCCAGUCUCGGCCUUCAGGGAGUUGAUCGUCCCAAACUGUGCCCCGAGCGUCAACACUGGAGCGCUGUUGCCUCUUCGAUCUCUGACAAACAGAGCAAAGGGAUUCUCUCUCAGCUUCAGUUUGGACCGUGUCGUCGUUUAUUUAUUUCUUGAUUGCUUUUUUGUAUGUUUGUUUUGUCUUCCGUUGGUGAUGCUUUUUUUUGAGAAUGCAAAUGUUUUCUCUGGAAUUGGUGAAGACAAAAGAACAGGCACUUUAGGUGUAAAAUGUAAAACACGUGGUUCAGAAAUGUUUUUGUAUCUGUGUUAAUUAUUUAUUAAUCUUUAUAUAUUUUUUUAUUUAAAAAGUGAUCUUCCUGAAGGUUUGAUCAGUGAGUUGUUAGAGACCUUACCAAAGUGUGUUGUGCUUCAUUUGUAACUAGUCUUUUUAAUUUCUUUUAUAAGCACUAUCUUUAUGACGAAGUUACAUAAAGAGCGGUCACUUUUGUUGUCAUGAUUUUCCAUUUUGCACAUUUUUGAGAGAUGACGGGUUUUUUAGAGUUUCAACAGUCCACAUGUUAAGUACCGGCAGCUUUUUAGAAGUAGAUUUGAAUACUGUCACACAACACACGUGUAAAUGGCUGAAUCAGAUUUAAAGUCAUCUUUUCUGUGAGCGAGAUCAGCUGUAGUUGCAUCGUGCAGUUUGAAUGUUCGAGCUCGCCUCUGCUUUGUAAAAAUAGUCUUAAGGAGGUGAGCUGGUUAGAAAUGUGUGUUGUUUCAUUAACAUUCCACCUGUAGUCUGAUUGUUCCUGAAGCAGUGAUUGUAGGAUUGCAGUACCUUUUCCAUUACUCAAUCUUGGUGACUUCAUUCAGUGCCAUUAAUGUUUUUGUAUAAAUGACUUCGGUACAUUUUUAAUAGCUUGAGUUAAUAGCUGUUCUCUCAGAUUAAGGGUCUCAUGAACAUAGGAAAUAUCUUGCUCCGCAUACUGUCUUUGCUUUAUAAGUGACUGUUUAUGGCUUUAACGCAGAACACUUAAGGACAUUUAGUUGUUUUCAUGGCUGCAUUUCUCGAAGACAUUUUUAGAAAACAUUGUAAAUAACAUCAAUGAUGCAUUGUAUGUGAUCUUUCUUGGUGUUAUGUACUUAGUUUUUUUUUAUAGCGUAGUCUGGUUUCAGUAGCUGAGCCCUGUUGAUCACGUUAGCAGUGGAUCUUAACGAUGUUUCAAUCAUUAGGAUAGGCCUCUCUCUGACUCCUGUCAUGUAAAAUUUAAAGCAUCCAGAUGUGACCUGGAAUCGCAUCAUGUAUAUUAGAGUAACACUACUACCGCCUGUAAGAAUUGUGAGCAUUUCAUCAUUGAAAUAAUAGUAGGAAGCAAAUCACACCAUGAAGUCAAUUUGCCUUUUCUCUUAGUCUGUACUGGCUUACUACUGUGUAGUUUUACGAGAAGCUAACACGUUGUUUUCUUAAAUUCUUUUAUAAAAAUUUUACUGUUAUGUGCUAUCUGCAUGAGAUAAUAAUUCUCUGCGAGAAUUUUAACUGUUUAUUCAAUAAUGUCUCAGUCAGAUAAAUAUCAUUAAACAAGUUGUUUCAACUUGA